GGCCGCGGGGCCUGCGCGCGCGGCACGAGCCGCCGGCGCCGGCGGGCUGAAGAUGAGGUCGCUCUCGCGCAGCUCGGUGAAGAUGGAGCCGAGCGACACCGACUCGCUCACCGACGGCGAGAAGAUCGACCCCGAGCUGAUAUUCACCAAGCAGGAGCGCAUAGGCAAGGGCUCGUUCGGCGAGGUGUUCAAGGGGAUCGACAACCGCACGCAGCAGGUGGUGGCCAUCAAGAUCAUCGACUUGGAGGAGGCCGAGGAUGAGAUCGAGGACAUCCAGCAGGAGAUCAUGGUGCUGUCGCAGUGCGACUCGCCAUAUGUCACCAAGUACUACGGCUCCUUCCUCAAGGGCACCAAGCUGUGGAUCAUCAUGGAGUACCUGGGCGGCGGCUCGGCGCUGGACCUGAUGAAGGCCGGCAGCUUCGAGGAGAUCCAUAUCUCAAUCAUCCUGCGCGAGGUCAUCAAGGGGCUCGACUACCUCCACUCGGAACGGAAGCUGCACAGGGACAUCAAGGCGGCGAACGUGCUGCUGUCGGAGCUGGGCGACGUCAAGCUGGCCGACUUCGGCGUGGCUGGCCAGCUGACCAACACCACUAGCAAGCGGCAGACGUUCGUCGGCACGCCCUUCUGGAUGGCGCCGGAGGUCAUCAAACAAUCGGCCUACGACUCCAAGGCGGACAUCUGGUCCCUGGGCAUCACGGCCAUCGAGCUGGCCAAGGGCGAACCGCCCAAUUCGGACCUCCACCCGAUGCGCGUGCUCUUCCUCAUCCCCAAGAACAGCCCACCGCAGCUGCAGGGGCCCUACACGCGCCAGUUCAAGGAGUUCGUGGAGGCCUGCCUCAACAAGGACCCGGAGAACAGGCCGACAGCCAAGGAGCUGUUGCGGCUGCCGUUCAUCCGGAAGGCCAAGAAGACUUCGUACCUGAUCGACUUGAUUGACCGGCACAAGAAGUACAAGAUGACCAAGCAGGACGACUCGGACAGCAGCGAGGAGACCGACUCGGAGGGGUCGCGGAACGACUCCGACCUGGACGAGCCGUGGGUGCCGACCAUCCGCGGCCCGUCGUCGGGCCGCCGCCAGACCGAGCUGGACAACGUCGACAACGGCGGCAAGGCCGACCGCGACAUCGACAGCAUGAACCACAACAACCGGAUACCGCCCCAGGUCAUCACGCAGCUGCAGAACGGCUCGGCGCUGCCGGACGUCUCGCCGCUGACGACACCGACGCCGCGGUCUCCGGAGAAGGAGACGCCGCCGCCGCGCAGUCCGACGCGGCCUACCACGUCGGCGCCGCCGCCGCCGACCGAGCACCGCCGGUCGGUGGCGGAGAGCCCGGCCGAGCCGGCGACGCCGGCGGCCGGCAACAGACGCCGCUCGUCGGGCAGUCCGAGCAAGGUCGUCAGUCCCACCAGCCAGCACCCGAACCGGAGCCGCACGCUCAGCGGUGUCAUCCACCCGCUCAUGUCCGAGCUCCAGCGGCGACACCGGAACAGCUACCGGGCGCGCGACUCGUCCUCGCUGGCGCAACGCACUGACGCCAUCGACGAGCUGCGCAACGCCUUCGAGCUGGCCGAGCGCAGCGCGCCCGGCAUCAGCGACCAGUUCGUGCAGCAGCUGAUGGUCAAGCUGGUGCCGAGCAUGGGAGAACAGCGCCUGCGCGCCGCCAUGGACCGGCUGGCGCGGUGAGGCGGCGACUCCCGGGCGCGCGCGCCCGCCGCACCCGCCGGCCAAAGAGUGCUUGUGAUAGCGGCGCCGGCGGCCCGUCGACGCCCGGCAAUAAGCGAGUCCGCGCGCCGCUGUACAUAGCGAGACAGACUAUUUUGCCCAGUCGAGAAGUGAUCCAGUGUUGUUGACUUUGGUCGCGAGUCGCAUUCCUUCGCUCACCGGGCGGCAGCGCGCGCCCGCUCGCUCGCGCCGAGGUCCGCUAGUCGCCGGCCCGCCCGCCCCACCACGAUGAAUCCGCCGAGAAAUCAAAACCUGCGAGACUAGUACGACCGACGCCGCGGCGACGGGUCGCAUCGAACAAACGUGGGGGCCGAGCGCGGGACGGGCCCGCCCGCCGCCGGGGCGGCCAGCCCGCCGGGGCGGCGCCUCGCGGCCCCGCUCGAGUCUAGAAUAUAUUUAUUGGCUGGACGCGCCUGUGCUCGAUUGACAUAGCGUUGUUGAUUAUAGCGACAAUUAUGUGUGUAACAAAAUGUAUAUACUAAUAACAAUACAAUAUUUGAGCGCGCAGUGCGUGGGUUUCGUCGGAGACCUCAGAGAGGCGCGUUGACAGAGACCCAGGGUCGCAGUGGUUGAUGUUCUUAACACUCGCACAGUAAUUGCAAAACAAA
This is a messenger RNA of Pollicipes pollicipes, 2331 nucleotides long. Its product is annotated as serine/threonine-protein kinase 26. The transcript has 11 exons. Lineage: Eukaryota; Metazoa; Arthropoda; Thecostraca; Pollicipedomorpha; Pollicipedidae. Gene Ontology annotation, molecular function: protein serine/threonine kinase activity; ATP binding. The coding region runs from base 53 to 1684 and encodes 543 amino acids. Gene Ontology annotation, cellular component: cytoplasm. The record is from RefSeq and is a predicted model, not a curated record. Gene Ontology annotation, biological process: protein phosphorylation.